UCGAAUUUCCUGGCAAGGAGGACAUUCUUCACCGAACAUAUCUCGGGCGCAAAUAUUGAGGAUGUUAUGUCUAAAAGGAUUUGUGGUAUUGUUGCUUGUCGUUCAACAAAGCAAAGUAGAAUGUACUGACGGCAACAGUACAAAUGAUUUGGACACGAAGCAAACUAAAGGAAACAAUGCGGAAGCUAGUAAAGAUACGUACGAAGUGUUUAUCCAGGUGCAUCUCGACCUUACAGUGAUUACAACAUUUAAAUCGGAUAUUUUCAUAGAAGAGUUAGAAAAUUUCUUAUCUGAACAACAUGGCAUACCGAAAAAAUACAUUUUUAAAGUUAUUAUGGACAUUAAUUAUGAUCAGCAUAUCAAUCCAGGCAUUCACGAUUUAUCGUUUGUAUUGCAACCUGAAAUUCACGAUAUCGAGAAAAAAGUUGAAGUUCUUCGGACAUGUGGUUCUAGUAAUCUAGAUUGUACAGACAUUCCUGUCUUGGGGUUUCUAGUUCGAAUAGUUGCAGUCGAUGUUAUUAACAUUGGAAAAUGGAAUGAUACUAAAGUGAAAACAGGUUUUGAAAUUGGCAUAGAAUACAGCUUCUUGGAAUUUACAGGGCUUUUUGAGGGAAAAAAACAGAUAGCAGAGUUUCUGCAUGAGAUAUUUUUGGUAGCCCCGAGGGAUAUAUACGAUCUUGAAUUAACCGAGGCUGCAGAGGAAAGUGUAUAUGUUAAGUUUUCCUUGCCGCCCAUUAUGAAAAAUAACAUCAUGGCUCUUCUUGCUGAUAUAAAGUCAUUCGUUGAUGCGCCCUGUGUCAGCAACUGUAAACAUGUGCACGAGUUAUCAAGUGAAUGCUCCACCUGCCAAUCUAUACAGUUACAUGGCACCAAUGUUUAUCCGGUUGAUAAAUCGUUUUGGAUAGAAUGGGACACAUGGUCAGGUCAGGAGGAGCGUUUUACAUUGACAGAAAAUAAUGACAAAAACAAAUGCUCGGAACAUCAGGAGGUCUGCAAAGACAAGACGGGUGUGAAAUGUGUUGGGAUUGGUAGAUGUGAUGAGUUUUUUUAUAAGACUGUACAAUUAUACCUGGGUAUUUAUGGUGAUAUCAAUGUCCUUGAUUUCUACGGAUUGGACGAUGCAGCAGAAACUGUGCUCAAUUCCGUUGCAAGUUUUACAGAUAUUUCCUGCAAAUCAGCCCUUAAAUUAUACUUUUCCGAAAAAGCAAGAGCUACAAUGGGUGCGCACCUUGAUGUCGAACCAUUUCCCGAUAGAACAACUAGCUUGCAGAAAAUAGAGGACUUUACUUUGAAUGCCAAAAGUUUACAAUUUGGCAGCUUAACGAUUGAAGCUAUUGAAAAUUCUUAUAGAAAGACAUACGCAGAUAUUGACAAGCCAAUACCAAAAUACCUUGCUAAUUCUGAAUGUUUCGGAUGUCUUGAAAACGAGGUUUGGUGCAUAUUGAUGAAUGCUUCUUUGUGCAUGGAAAAGGUUAAGUGCAUCGAGACUCUUAUUAAGCUACCAAAGUUUGCAAACGAUACUGAUUUUGUGCUUAUUAGUAUUCUUGUGGAAAGUGAUACGGCAGACUUUGUCAUUGACGAAAUAUUUAAGGUAGCCAUCAAACAACAGCUUGCCGAACAAAUUAUGUGUCCAUCGAAUAUAUUAACAAGGGUAGACAUUGUUCACUUAGAACAGUUACAAUAUGAAAUAGGAUUGCAGAUCAACAAUCAAAAUAACCUAACCGAACUUAAAGAGUUCACCAUGAAACUGUACAAGCUCACUGAUACUGGAAUUCUCAAAUUUGUUACUCAGAAUGUGAUACUCACUUCAGUACAGGACAGUUUUUUGUAUCAACAGCGGAUAUAUGGCUACACAAAGGAAGCAGACAAGCAGACAGCAUCGUCAGUAGGGACUGUAAUCAUCGUCGGGGUUAUUCUGCUGUUAGUUUUCAUCGCCCUCUGUUUGACCUUGUCUCUGUCGUUGCGUGCUAGGAUAACUUCUAGAAGACAUGUACAUGGGUAUAAAAUAACUCAAAAGAAGCAAAUAUAGAGGAUGUGAUAAUAGAAACAUUUUGUUUUUAUUCAAAUAACGAUAACUGCUGGAUCAUCCCUCUUAUAAUGAACUUAUUCUGACAGUCUCAACGAUUUUGAUUUUCUUUUAUUGAACAUAUAGAUGUGUAUUCUUCAAUGACUAAAAAUAUAAAACAUAACAAAAGUGGAGUGUUUCUUUCUCUUUGCUAUGUAUGCGGGUUAAGUGAAUAAAUGCUUGGGACAAAGCUAAACAAUAACUCUAAUAAAGACAAAAAAAAAUUCAAACUGAACGAUAAUGGCAUUCAAUUUCAUGAAAACGACAAAACCGGUGUUUAAUAUAUGUGAACGAUAUUGCUGAAUAAGUGUAACAAGACUUUUUGCUGACGAUAGCUCUUUAUUCGUUUCCUCUAACGAUCUAAAUUACAUUGAAAGUACUCUUAACUCCGACCUUGAGAAAUAAAUUGUCUAAACAAUGGUUGGUUAUUUUUAAUCCAAAUAAAACAGCAGUUAUGUUUUUCUCCCAAAAUCAUUGAAUCAAACCUUCGUUAUUUUUUUAUAAUAUCUCUCAAGAUUUCGUUGAUAAUCACAAACAUUUAGGAUUAACUCUUUCUUGCGACUUGAAAUUGCACGAAUAUAUUAAUAAUAUUUCAG
Molecule: messenger RNA, 2661 nt
Organism: Ruditapes philippinarum (Manila clam)
Lineage: Eukaryota; Metazoa; Mollusca; Bivalvia; Venerida; Veneridae
Exons: 16
Coding region: 62-2029 (655 amino acids)
Source: RefSeq, a predicted model, not a curated record